AUGAAUUUUAAUAAUUGGUUAUAUUACUUAAGGAGUAAAGACUAUGAAAAAUUCUCUCAAGAUCACAAGAACAAAUAUGAUAUUGUUGUAAAAGUUGACUCUUUGCUAGACCUUAAAAGUGGAUGGAGUGUGACCUAUCCGUUGCUGGACGAGUUUAAAAAAUGUAAUGAUUGGAGCAAUAGUGUGUUUGCAAACAUAAUUAAACCAAACGAAGAUCAGAAAUUAAUGGAAAACGCUGCAUUCUUCAAAGCCAAAGAGGAUAUCGUAUCCAAGAAAAGAUCGGUUGUUUCCAUUCUUGGUCUAUAUAAUCGUGGUAAGAGUUAUAUCUUGGCACGAAUCUUUGGUUUGGAUUUAUCCAGCAGCUACUUUGCCCACACAGAAGGACUGUCCAUUGUUACAUCAAGAGCCAGCAUUACCGAUGUACUUAUUGGAUUGGAUACCAAAGGUUCCCAGAAACCAGUGCCGAAAGGAGAUGACUUCAAGAUCAAAGAUGCCGAGGCCACAGAGAGAUUUUUGCAAUCGCUGUCUCUCAGCAUGUCAGAUAUAGUUUUAAUCGUUGUCAAUCGUCUGACUCGUGACGACCAAUCCUAUAUCAAACAAGUUAAACAAAGAUUCAACAAGAAGAGCAUCAUCAUUGUUCACAAUCUCUCUCAUGUCAAUACUAUCAAAGAACUUGACGGUGUAAUAAACGAGGAACUUAUCAAAUGUUUUGAGUGUACAGAGCACAAAAUUUUAGAUCAGUCAAAAUACUGGACCUCUUUAGACGGCACUAGACAUGUAGUUAUGGCAAAAGACGAAAUGGUAAAGGACCCCCAAACCCAACAUCUCAAAAAGGCAGAGAACGCUGGAUUAACAUACAAUAAACUUACCAUCGAGCUGCUUCGUUCCUGGUUAACUUCAAGUGCAUCCACCAAUCAUGCACACUCUGAUUUGAUUGUUGACAUUGUCGACUACACAAAGAAAGUGAUCGGAAGCUACUUGGAGAUAAAAUCGGACAAAUUCAAAACCUCCAUUACUCCACUUCCUCUUUCUAACAAAGAGGACUGUGGAUCGGCCAAGUCUACACCCUCAUCAUCUCCAAAUCUUCAAUCAAGCAAAGACAUUAUCAACAACAACAAUAAUAAUGAUAAUAAUAAUUUCAAAAGCGAUAGUCAAGAUAGUCCACUUACAAAUAUUAAACUAGUUAGUGACGAAAAUAGUGGAAUCAUUAGGUUUGAUCCACCUAUCAAUGAAGAACUUAAGUAUGCAGAUAUAAGAUUCAACAUGGUCGGUAUAAUCUCAGAGAUAAAUAGCACUACUAACGCCAGAGUCGAAGAGGAUGGCAACCAUUACUACGUUUCCCUGGAUUGCACUGGCUUUUUGCAAAAUGACAUCAAUUUCCAUUUCGAAAACACUGAUGGAGGAUCAAAGAUCAAAGUUACUACAAACAAAAUGAGAGAGUUCCAAAGCAAAGGUAAUGAGAUCCACAACGACUUUAACAAGCAACUCAUUCGUCCUCUAGAGUGGUCCUAUAUAUUCCCUUCCCCUAUCAAACAAAGAACUAAAAACGAUUUGAAAGGUUGUGUGAAAUUGGAACAUGGUAUCUUGGAGAUAAAACUUACCAAAUAUAAAACCGAGGAUGAAGGAGAUGAUGUUGAUAUUUUUGCAUAA
Heterostelium album PN500 is the source of this 1650-nucleotide messenger RNA. Its product is annotated as Hsp20/alpha crystallin family protein. The record is from RefSeq and is a predicted model, not a curated record. Gene Ontology annotation, molecular function: GTP binding. The transcript has a single exon. The coding region runs from base 1 to 1650 and encodes 549 amino acids. Lineage: Eukaryota; Evosea; Eumycetozoa; Acytosteliales; Acytosteliaceae.